GUGUAGCGACACCCAGCGACGCCCCUGGGAGGUUUUGGAGGAGGCGUCCCAACUCAUCUUACCCCGGCGCCGAGUACGCACACCGGGGCGGUCCGCUCUGCUGCUGCUUGGAGACUACUGUGGACUCAUUGAGCCGUACCGGAGGUGCUCGGCCCAGCCCGGGGAAUGGGGGCGAAGGGCGAGCCCCGGCGGCCAUGCUGGUACUGGGACAAGCGCGACCUUGUGCGGACUCCAUCCAUGCAGGAGGGCAUGGACGCUGUCACGGAGUCGCGCUACCGCCGCGAGGGCGCUCGCUUCAUCUUCGACGUGGGCACGAGGCUCGGGCUGCACUACGACACACUCGCAACCGGCAUGGUCUACUUCCACCGCUUCUACAUGUUCCACUCGUUCAAGCAGUUCCCACGAUACGUGACGGGCGCCUGCUGCCUCUUCCUGGCCGGCAAGGUAGAGGAGACGCCAAAGAAGUGCAAGGACAUCAUCAAGACGGCGCGCAGCCUACUCAACGAUGUGCAGUUCGCACAGUUUGGAGACGACCCCAAGGAGGAGGUGAUGGUGCUAGAGAGGAUUCUGCUGCAGACCAUCAAGUUUGACCUCCAGCUGGAGCACCCCUACCACUUCCUCCUAAAAUACGCCAAGCAGCUCAAGGGAGACAAGAGCAAGCUGCAGAAGCUGGUGCAGAUGGCCUGGACGUUUGUCAAUGACAGCCUGUGCACGAUGCUGUGCCUCCAAUGGGAGCCCGAGAUUAUAGGUGUGGCGGUGAUGUACCUGGCCGGCCGCCUCUGCAAGUUUGAGAUCCAGGAGUGGACGUCGAGGCCAGCGCACCGCCGCUGGUGGGAGCAGUUCGUGCAGGACGUGCCCGUCGAGCUGCUGGAGGACAUCUGCCACCAGGUGCUGGACCUCUACUCGCACUCGCCGCAGUCGCAGCAGCAGCUGCAGCAGCCCCCGUCACAAGCGCAGGCAAUCGGGCUGGCACACACGCAGGCCUCAUUUCAGGCUCAGGCCGUGCAGCAAUUGUCCAUGCAGCAGCAACAGCAGCAGCUGCCUGGGGAGGCCCCGGUCGUCAGCAUGCAAGCUGGACAAGCCAUUGCGCAGUUGCAGCAGGCGGCGCAACAGCUCGUCGCGGCACAGCAGCUUGUGGCGCAGCAGCAACAGCAGCAACAGCAGCAACAGCAGCAGCAGCAACAGCAACAGGCCCAACCUUCGCUGCCGCAUACACCAAAAAAACCAUCGCCUCCCUCCAGCUCUCCCCGGCCCCUUAAGCGCCCCUUGCAGGUGUCUCCAGCAAGAGAGGAAAAAGUUGUCGAAACUCCACUUAUAAAAAUACCGAAGCCAGACCCUUCUCCAGUCCACACUGCCGGUCCUCCGAUCACAGAGCGGCGCACAUCGGCCAACACGUCCGUAGUGUCCAUGGACCUGGACUCCGGCGUGGGGAACGGCAACGACAUCGCCAAGGGCCCCGCACUGCCCCCCUUCCCCCCACAGCCCCCUCCUGCCCGGCCCCCACCCCCACCGCACCCCUACGCCCCCCCGGGCAGCGGCUCCUACUUGAGCGCAAGCGACAGCUACCAGAGCGGGAUGGCGGCGGAAGCCGGCGGGGCCGGGGGCUACGCGGCCGCCCCGCAUUCUUAUCGCCCCCCCGGUCACAUGAGCUACCCGCCCCCUCUCCCGCCACACAGUUACCCCCCUCCGCCCACCUCCUAC
This is a messenger RNA of Petromyzon marinus (sea lamprey), 1701 nucleotides long. It is a transcript of the gene CCNK, whose product is annotated as cyclin K. Gene Ontology annotation, molecular function: cyclin-dependent protein serine/threonine kinase regulator activity. Gene Ontology annotation, biological process: regulation of transcription by RNA polymerase II. The record is from RefSeq and is a predicted model, not a curated record. Lineage: Eukaryota; Metazoa; Chordata; Hyperoartia; Petromyzontiformes; Petromyzontidae.